UGCGCGCGGCAGUGCGAGUGAUGUAUCCAUGAAGUCGUUACUACAAAGAUGGCGGAUUUCCUGCCCUCCCGGACUGCUAUAGUUUGUAUUCCCAAUUGUCUUCUCUCCAGCGGCGAAAUUGAUCAAAUUAGAAAGUCUAAAGAGAUCGACAAAAGCCUGUCUCGAGAGAAGACUUAUGUGAAGAAACUGGUGAAGAUCUUGCUGUUAGGAGCAGGCGAAAGUGGCAAGUCAACUUUCCUCAAACAAAUGCGCAUAAUUCAUGGGCAGGACUUCGAUCAGCGGGCCAAAGAAGAGUUCCGGGCUACAAUCUACAGCAAUGUUAUCAAAGGUAUCCGGGUGCUAGUGGAUGCCCGUGAGAAGCUGCACAUCCCUUGGGGAGACCCUGAGAAUCAGGUUCACGGGGAGAUGGUGAUGGCCUUUGACACCCGCUCAUCCUUGAUGGCCAAAGGGAUGGUGGAGACCAAAGUCUUUCUAAACUACCUGCCCGCCAUCCGUGCCCUGUGGAAAGACACUGGCAUUCAGAAUGCUUAUGACAGACGAAGAGAGUUUCAGCUGGGUGAAUCUGUGAAAUAUUUCCUGGACAAUGUGGAUAAACUUGGACAAUCGGACUACUUGCCCAGCCAAAAGGAUAUACUGCUGGCACGAAAGCCCACCAAGGGUAUUCACGAGUACAACUUUGAGAUCAAGAAUGUACCUUUCACGAUGGUGGAUGUGGGUGGGCAGCGGUCGGAGCGCAAGCGAUGGUUCGAGUGCUUUGACUCGGUGACCUCCAUCCUCUUCCUAGUUUCGUCCAGCGAGUACGAUCAGGUGCUCAUGGAAGACCGUCAGACCAACAGGCUCACGGAGUCGCUCAAUAUCUUCGAGACUAUCGUCAACAACCGUGUCUUUGCCAAUGUCUCCAUCAUUCUCUUCCUCAAUAAGACAGACUUGCUGGAAGAUAAAGUCAAGAAUGUGAACAUCAAGGACUACUUCCCCGAGUUCACAGGGGAGCCCCACGAUCUGCAGGAUGUGCAGAAGUUCCUGGUCGAGUGCUUCCGUAACAAGCGCCGAGAACAGCAGCAGAAGCCUCUUUACCAUCACUUCACCACCGCCAUCAACACAGAGAACAUUCGUCUCGUCUUCCGUGAUGUCAAAGACACCAUCUUGCACGACAACCUCAAACAGCUUAUGUUACAAUGAAAGGCACUGAUUGGCCUUUAAGAACAUUCCAUUUUAAUUAGGUUUUUACUUUAUUUAAUACAAAGUAGAAGUGGUUCAAUACAUAUUGUGGUUGAAGAAAAAUGGAUAGGAUAACUAUGCAAACAUUUUCUUUUUUGCAUAAUAUUACGUCAUAUAUAUGCAAAGAUUUUGAUAUAAAAGCAACCUUUUUCAGCUGCUUGUAGCCAUAUCAAAUAUGCCAAGGAAUGGUCCUCAGUUAUUCACCAAAAUGCUGUAAUUGUGAUCAUUUACUGUAUGUUUAUGAGCACAUAGUUUCGUGUAAUGGAACAGUCAACACUCCUGUAGCCCCUAGGCUUAACACCUAGUUUUGGAUAAAGCUUUUUUCAAAAAUAAAUGUUAGAACUCAGGGCUAUUUAAUUCAAAGAGCUCUUCUCUACCAGUGAGUCUGGUUAUAUUCUUAAAGGCCCCAUUGUCUUUUUUUUUCUUCACUGCCUUUGUCUUCCCACACUCAAAAUGCCUUUUUUGUUGCACUCAGAUCAUGACAGUAAAGUAGUACAAUUAAGGUACUUUUGUAUGAAGUACUUAUUUGUCAUUUAUAUGUAAAGGGAAAGUGUCUUUGCCGUUCAAGCCUGUACAGAGUCUCUGUACAUACAAUUUUUUUUAUUUUAUUUUUUUUUACUCUGACAGUUUUUUUUUUCCUCCCAAGCUUUAUAUUUUACACACUAAAGUAAUACCAUACUUUUACCAUAUUUUUCUAAAAGCCCUGAAAAUUUGAAAUUAGAUUUAUUAGAUAUAAAAAAACAGAAAGUGGCCUUGUGUCUUUGCUCCUGUGUAGGUUAAAGUGGACAGCUUUAGCUCAGGGUUUUAUAAAAUAACUGUUAAAGCAGUCCAGGUGCCUUUCUGUGUAUUGGUUACUACAGACAUUAGGUUUUUUUUUUUUUUUACAGGCCAAAUAAAGUCGGUCUUAAAUGUCUGUAGAUAAACCAAAGCUGAUUUGCUAAGACAAAUAGAAAUGUGUUGAUGGAGAGACUAAGUCUUAAUGUAAUCUUAAUGAAAACAAGCACUGUAAUCUGACUGUUGGUAGGAAAUUAUAUUUACUGAUUGCCUGAAUUAAGGUCUUUAUGUAUAAAAUCUGUAAAGGAAUUUGCUUAUACAAUGCUGUGUAUCUUUGUCAUGGCCAUAAUCACUUGCUUUUUGUAUAGUGUUUUCUUAAUGUUUUUUGUUGAUCACGUUUGUCUAAUUCUGUUUAUUAAAUCUGAUUAUUUUACCAGAAUGGUUGUAUAUUCUUUUUUCUGGUGACUGAAUAAAAGAGGUUAUGUCGACCAGCAUCCCACUAA
This is a messenger RNA of Megalobrama amblycephala (Wuchang bream), 2495 nucleotides long. RefSeq names its product guanine nucleotide binding protein (G protein), alpha 13a (gene gna13a). Gene Ontology annotation, molecular function: guanyl nucleotide binding; D5 dopamine receptor binding; GTPase activity. The coding region runs from base 49 to 1179 and encodes 376 amino acids. Lineage: Eukaryota; Metazoa; Chordata; Actinopteri; Cypriniformes; Xenocyprididae. Gene Ontology annotation, cellular component: heterotrimeric G-protein complex; brush border membrane. Gene Ontology annotation, biological process: Rho protein signal transduction; adenylate cyclase-activating G protein-coupled receptor signaling pathway. The record is from RefSeq and is a predicted model, not a curated record. The transcript is spliced from 4 exons.